AUGGCCAGGAUUUUGAUUGUAACAUUAGCGCUAGUCGCGGUAGCUGCGGCGUAUCCAGGAUACGGCGCAGGGAUUGGUGCAGGAUUCGGACAUGGCCAUGACAAUCACGGUCACGACAGCGGUUUUGAAGGCAGUGACAGUGCAGGCAUCGAGGCAGGCAUUGGUGGAGACAUAAGUAAAGACAAAGGCGCAGGCAUCGGUGCAAGCAUCGGUGGAGGCAUUAGUGAGGAACACGGUGCAGGCAUCGAUACAGGCAUUAGUGAAGACAAAGCCGCAGAUAUCGGUGGAGGCAGUAGUGAAGAAGACCAAGGUGCAAGCAUCGGUGGAGACAUUCGUGGAGGCAUUAGUGAAGAACAUAGUGCAAGCGUCGGUGCGGAGGUCAGUGCAGGCAUCGAUGAAGGCGUUAAGGGUAAAAGCCUUAAGGGAGUCCACGGUGGUAGUCAUGAGGGUAACAACGGAGGUUUCGGUAUCGACAUAGGAUUUGGAGGCCAUAGCACUGGUCACGGCAGCCACGGAGGUUUCGGUGGAGACGCGGGCUUUGGAGGCGGCCAUGGUCAUGGUAGCUAUGAUGAUGGUAGUUAUGGCGGAAGCCAUGGCGGAUACCACGACCAUGGUGGAAACUACGGACAUGGUGGAGACCACGGCCAUGGUGGAGACUACGGCCACGGUGGAAACUACGGCCAUGGUGGAGACUAUGGCCAUGGUGGAAACUACGGCCAUGGUGGAAACUACGGCCAUGGUGGAAACUACGGCCACGGUGGAGACUACGGCCAUGGUGGACAUGGACAUGGAGGAUACAGCCAAGGACACUAU
Messenger RNA from Brenthis ino (lesser marbled fritillary), 813 nucleotides. The record is from the annotation of a GenBank genome assembly. Lineage: Eukaryota; Metazoa; Arthropoda; Insecta; Lepidoptera; Nymphalidae.